This is a messenger RNA of Cladocopium goreaui, 375 nucleotides long. NCBI's taxonomy places the organism in Eukaryota, Dinophyceae, Suessiales, Symbiodiniaceae. The record is from the annotation of a GenBank genome assembly.
GCCAUCACCGUGGGACUUCUGCGGCGGAAUCUGCUUCCAGCGUCGAGUUUCAGUUUCUCAGUCCAUCCAGAUACAGAGGGUCCUGUCCUGUUCUCUUCGUUGCCUGCAAACAACUCCGGUGAUGUGGAAGCAUCUCUGGAGUCCAUUCUGUUGGUGUUCGAUGAGGAAAUUGAGGCGGUUCAGAGUGACUUUAGCGUGCUGGGCAGCGCUUUGUUACGACCCAUGGAAGUGCCGCAGCUGGAGAUGCCUCCAGGAGAAAUCGACUUGAAUCCGGAAGUUGGAAUACUUACCUUGACCUUCAAUGUAGACAUCGAGGCGGGUCAUGGCUUCUUCCAUAUCUUGCAACGCUCGGACACGGGCACGCUGCGUCACUGA